AUGCCGCCUACGCCGGGCAGCCCGAGUCGUGGUCUCACCUGGCGGACCAACCGGAAUGCCUACCAUCUCGCCGAACGCUCCGCCCUUGACAAAGUCUUUGCCACCGGCGAGGCCGUCGCCGAAGCCAAGUUGGCCCUCACCCGUGCCCGCGAGGCCGUUGCUGUCGCCGAGGAGGCCGUCAUACGGGCGGUAAUCCGCCAUAACGCGGAGAGGGUGGCAGAUCCCGUCGUCCUCUCGUCCCGUUGCCGGUCCUGA
Molecule: messenger RNA, 255 nt
Organism: Capronia epimyces CBS 606.96
Lineage: Eukaryota; Fungi; Ascomycota; Eurotiomycetes; Chaetothyriales; Herpotrichiellaceae
Exons: 1
Coding region: 1-255 (84 amino acids)
Source: RefSeq, a predicted model, not a curated record